GUAUAAUUACGACAUGGGAACCAACGCAUCACAGCUAGAGAAAGAGUUCGGGACGUCGUUUCCGCCCAAUGAGCGUUAUUUCGGGCUUGUAAACUUUGGAAACACGUGCUACUGCAAUUCUGUGCUACAGGCGCUUUUCUUUUGCGUACCAUUUCGGAACAACGUUUUGCGGUGCAGUUCAGCCACGUCAAAGAAGAAAGAGAACCUCCUCACAUGUCUGGUCGACUUGUUUAGCAGCAUAGCUUCACAGAAACGUCGUGUGGGCGUGUAUACUCCGAAGAAAUUUGUGUCUCGGUUGAAGAGGGAAAAUGAGCUAUUUGACAACAUGCAGCAACAGGAUGCCCAUGAAUUUCUGAACUACCUGCUCAACACCGUGGCAGACCUGGUCACAGUUGAGACAAAAACAUCUGGAGCUGAAAGCAAAGCCAGCGAUGCAUCAGUCAAGACAUGGGUCCACGAGAUCUUCGAAGGCGUACUAACAAAUGAAACUCGCUGCUUGACAUGCGAAACGGUAAGGAGUAAAGACGAAGAAUUUCUGGAUCUUUCUGUUGAUAUUCAGCAGCAUUCGUCAAUAACGUGUUGUCUAAAGUGUUUCUCUGGAACAGAGACACUGUGUUCUCAGUACAAAUAUUUUUGUGAUACAUGUUGUAGCAAACAAGAAGCCACCAAACG
Corticium candelabrum is the source of this 672-nucleotide messenger RNA. Its product is annotated as ubiquitin carboxyl-terminal hydrolase 46-like. Gene Ontology annotation, molecular function: cysteine-type deubiquitinase activity. Gene Ontology annotation, cellular component: cytosol; nucleus. Gene Ontology annotation, biological process: protein deubiquitination. The annotation marks the transcript as partial. Lineage: Eukaryota; Metazoa; Porifera; Homoscleromorpha; Homosclerophorida; Plakinidae. The transcript has 7 exons. The record is from RefSeq and is a predicted model, not a curated record.